Scutellospora calospora is the source of this 151-nucleotide messenger RNA. Lineage: Eukaryota; Fungi; Glomeromycota; Glomeromycetes; Diversisporales; Gigasporaceae. The record is from the annotation of a GenBank genome assembly.
UAUAGAAACAACAAAUAUAGAAGAAUCAUCUAGAGUAGAGCUUAUAGAAGUAGAAAUGACCUCAGUUGAAACUCAAUAUAAAACAGAGGCAAUAACUACAACUAAAAACAUAGCAAAGAGUAUUGAAGAAAUUAAAACAACUCAAGAAGAU